AUGCCAGCCAGCCACGCCAUCUAUCCCAGCCUUCGGGGCAAGAAUGUCCUCAUCACCGGCGGGGCCGAGGGCAUCGGGGCAGCCACGGUUGAGCUCUUCUCGCUCCAGGGAUGCCAGGUCAUCUUCCUCGACAUCGCUAGAGCUUCGGCGCAACAGACCCUCGCCCGCGUCGUCGCGCUGUCCGGUAAACCCAAGGCUCCUGGCGGGAGUGACAUUCGCACGCCGGCGUUCUUCUACUGCGACGUCUCGAACCUGGAGGAACUACAAGCCACCGCCGCCAAGGUCUUGGAGGAGUACGGCACCAUCCACGUCCUGGUCAACAACGCGGCAACAGGCGCCAGCAAAGCUCGACAGAACACCGACAAGGUGACAGCCGAGGACUGGGAGUUCAGCAUCAACGUCAACCUGAGGCACUGCUUCUUCCUCACGCAGGCUGUGCUGCCUGCUAUGAAGAAGGCCGGGGGCGGGAGCAUCGUGAACCUGGGCUCGAUUACCUGGCGCAUCCCGGCCGCCGGCACGCCUGUCUACGGUGCCUGCAAGGCAGCAAUCAUGGGCCUGACCCGCACGCAGAGCAAGGAAGUUGGCCAGCACAACAUCCGGAUCAACAGCGUCAUGCCGGGAGCAAUUGCGACGAAGAGACAGAGGGAAGAGGUCCUCACGCCCGAGUACCGUGCGGAGGUCAUGCGUGGGCAGAGUCUGCAGCGCGACCUGGAGCCUGUCGAGGUGGCCAAGGUCAUUGUCUUUUUGGCCAGUGACGAGGCCAGUGCGGUCACUGGGAGCUCAUAUGUCGUCGACGGUGGCUGGUGCAGCGACCCCUGA
This is a messenger RNA of Thyridium curvatum, 819 nucleotides long. RefSeq lists its product as uncharacterized. Gene Ontology annotation, molecular function: oxidoreductase activity. The record is from RefSeq and is a predicted model, not a curated record. The coding region runs from base 1 to 819 and encodes 272 amino acids. NCBI's taxonomy places the organism in Eukaryota, Fungi, Ascomycota, Sordariomycetes, Thyridiales, Thyridiaceae. The transcript has a single exon.